Molecule: messenger RNA, 995 nt
Organism: Aspergillus sclerotioniger CBS 115572
Lineage: Eukaryota; Fungi; Ascomycota; Eurotiomycetes; Eurotiales; Aspergillaceae
Gene: cyp1
Product: putative peptidyl prolyl cis-trans isomerase (CypC)
Exons: 3
Coding region: 58-540 (160 amino acids)
Biological process (GO): protein peptidyl-prolyl isomerization; protein folding
Cellular component (GO): catalytic step 2 spliceosome
Molecular function (GO): peptidyl-prolyl cis-trans isomerase activity
Source: RefSeq, a predicted model, not a curated record
CGACAAUUCUUGACAAGCUCCCAUAAUCAACUCGAUACCCGUCUCUUAGACUUCAUAAUGGCGACUGAUGUGGCUUUUGACACGAGCAUGGGCUCGUUCACGGUAGAGCUCUACAAUGCGCAUGCGCCAAAGACAUGUAAGAACUUCGCGACGCUUGCGCAACGAGGCUAUUACAACAAUGUCAUCUUCCACCGCAUUAUUCCCAACUUCAUGGUACAAACCGGCGACCCUACCGGCACUGGCCGAGGAGGAAGCUCGAUCUACGGAGAGAAAUUCGAGGAUGAGAUCAAUCCGGGUCUCAAACAUACCGGUGCUGGGAUCUUGAGCAUGGCGAACAGCGGACCCAACACCAACGGCAGCCAGUUCUUCGUUACACUUGCUCCGACACCAUGGCUGGACGGGAAGCACACCAUUUUCGGUCGCGUCAAGAGCGGCAUGAGAGUGAUACAACGCAUGGGGCUCGUGAAGACCAACUCCGAAGACCGGCCAAUGGACGAGGUUAAGAUCCUUCGUGCCAGAAUUGUGGAGGGAGAUGAGUGAUGGACUUUGGACCACACGGUUAUGGGCAGAUCAGCCCCAAGGGCUACAUUUCAGCAUCCCAGCAACACCAGACUUCACCUACACGAGACGAGGUAGAGGCAUGGGGCAGGCAAGCAGACAUUGGUAUCGGGAAGCCUGGCGCACUGCACUCUUCGAAGCAUCGCAGAGCAUGAGCAGACACGCAUUCCUUACGUAGCAGCGAGGCUAGAUCCGGGAAAAGCUAUAAUAGUCUUGGACUGAUGUCUGCAACGCCAGAAUACGGCCCCAAAUAGACGAGCAGACUACAGAUUAGAGAUGUGGAAUGUAUCACUGCAAAACGAACCGCUUCCAUCAGAUGUAACCAUCCAGAGCAGCAGAUACAGAGUGAAAUGUCUAUCUACCACUCCCAUAACAACAAGACCAGUGAAGGCUUGUGCAAGACGACAAACCGCUAUAUGACAGCAGUAUGCCUGUGC